UAUCUGGUAAUUUUAGCGUUCUUUAGUAGCUGAGAUGAUCUUUUUGCAUGGUGUUUGGUGGCAACACUGACGUUCAUAUGUUGUACUUUCGCAUUCGCCGUAGUUGUUAUGGGCCCAGUGACAAUCUGGUGACCUCUGGUUUGUUCUUUUCGUUGUUUUUCGCGCUUUUGUUGUUUCCGAAUCGAGCAGAAAAGAUGAGUGUUGAAACUCAAGUACCCGUUCACGUUUUCGUUGGCAGAGGUUUUUUGGAAUGGGAGUUUUGUGUCAAGACGCGCCUAAGAAACCUUGGCUGUAUCUCUACAAUGGCGAUUACUGAAGAAGAUUCGUUGAAACCCUCCGAUGGCGUUAAGAAUAAAGCAAAAGCGAUGGAUUUGAUCAUCAUCAGUUUAGCUGAGCAUUGUUUAGAAGCGCAUUUGAAUUCGACCAUCCGAGCUGCAUUACCGACAAGUGAUGUUUUUGUAGAAGAUAUCGAGAGUGUUAUUCUGGAAGAAACAAGGACAGUCGAGCAGAAAGCUAAGAAAGUGGUAGCUGAAUCGAAGAUAGCUGAAGCUAAGCCUAGUUCCGGUCAGAUGCGAGCAGCGAUGGUAAUAGCUACUGAUCCACCUGUGAAAGGUCCGAUGUGUUACAGGUGUCAGGGGAGCAGUCAUUUAUCGAAGCAUUGUGUGAAGUAUGGUGAAGAUCGGCCUAAAUGUGGCAAAUGUGGCAAGUAUGGCCAUGAAAAAGCGAAGUAUACAAAGCGUGCUGAAUCGUUCUUAUCGUUGUAUUCGUUGUAUUAUAUCAUUGCGAUGUUAUUUUUAAGGUGUAUAUAUUGUCUUGUACCUGUGAUUUUUGUCACUAAUUGUAUUUAUUCGAAGUUGAGUGCAUUUUUUGCGUAUUUUAAUCGUAAUUUCGACCUGUUGUGUUCUAUUUUAUCGAGCGUUCGUCCGUUGUAUUGUAUUAUUUAAUCAAGCCUUUGUUUGUUGUAUCGAGCUGAUGUGCGUUUUCAAUUUGUAUUUGGUGUAUCGAGCUGACGUGCGUUUUUAAUUUCUAAGCGAGCUGACGUGCGUUGUUAAUUUAUAAGCGAGCUGACGUGUGUUGUUAAUUUGUAAGCGAGCUGAUGUGCGUUUUUUUAUUUGUAAUCAAGCUGACGUGCGUAUGUAUUUAUUUUUGUAUCGACCAUUCGUUGUAUCGUUGUAUUUUUAAGUUGAAUUUUGCGUAGUUUUUAUCGUUCGUUCAUCAGAACAAAAUUGUAGGGGAGUGUUGUAAAGACAAUUUUGUAUCUGGUAAUUUUAGCGUUCUUUCGUAGCUGAGAUGAUCUUUUUGCGUGGCGUUUGGUGGCAACACUGACGUUCACAUGUUGUACUUUCGCAUUCGCCGUAGUUGUAAGUUUUACCGUUCUAUCGUCCAUUCUCCGUUCUCACUCUCUCGAUGUAUUUUGUAAUGGCGUUUUAUUAAUUAUAAUUUUAAAUGGUU
Messenger RNA from Planococcus citri (citrus mealybug), 1452 nucleotides. RefSeq lists its product as uncharacterized. Bases 48 to 944 code for a protein of 298 amino acids. The record is from RefSeq and is a predicted model, not a curated record. Gene Ontology annotation, molecular function: zinc ion binding; nucleic acid binding. Lineage: Eukaryota; Metazoa; Arthropoda; Insecta; Hemiptera; Pseudococcidae. The transcript is spliced from 2 exons.